This is a messenger RNA of Macroventuria anomochaeta, 603 nucleotides long. RefSeq lists its product as uncharacterized. The record is from RefSeq and is a predicted model, not a curated record. Lineage: Eukaryota; Fungi; Ascomycota; Dothideomycetes; Pleosporales; Didymellaceae. The coding region runs from base 1 to 603 and encodes 200 amino acids. Gene Ontology annotation, cellular component: cytoplasm. The transcript is spliced from 3 exons. Gene Ontology annotation, biological process: protein ubiquitination. Gene Ontology annotation, molecular function: ubiquitin protein ligase activity.
AUGUCUGGUUACGAAGUUGAACACAACAUCUCUGCGAAGGAUGAGACGGCGCAACCACCGCCGCGCCGGCCUGACCUCUCUACCUUCUUCUCGCAGCUCGAGCUUGUCGAUACCUCUGAUCCCAAUGCGCAUACCAAUGCACACGCCCUGCCGCAGCCGGAGAAUAUGGCGGCGGCAUUCCGCUUGCUUGCAAAUGCUUUCGAGAUGAUGCGUGGACGACCUGCGGACGAGAGCAGUGGAGGGGAGAACGAUCUGCUGGCGAACAUGAUCGAGGUUUUGCGGCAGAAUGCAGACGACCCGCCAGCAGAACUCAAGGGCUGUCCGGAUAGCUUCUUGGACGAGCUCGAGAGAGUGCCAAACAAGUCGCUUAAGCCUACAGAUACAUGUCCAAUCUGUGUUAAUCCAUUCCUAGAGGACAAAUACCCGCUCGUAGUGCAACUGCCCUGCCACAAGAACCACUUCUUUGACUUGGACUGCAUACGACCCUGGCUCAAGCUAAACUCGACUUGUCCACUCGAUCGCAAAGAACUGCUCAAGGAGAAACAGCCACCUCCACCACCUGUGGAGGACGACGAGGAAGACUAUGACGAUAUGUACGCAUGA